GAGAGAAGGAGAAGGAGAAUGUUGGAAUUGAGAGAAGGGUCUUGUUUGCCAAAUGUGCUGGUGGGUGUGAAUGUGGGUCUUGCUUUUGUUGAUGCCAUUAUAGCUGCUCUUGCAUUCUAUCAGUUAAUUAGGUUUCACUCGAGGAAUUCACAAGUUGGAUGGACUCGCCAAAAAGUUUUUCACCUGUUGAUUGGCUCUUCGAAUAUGGGUUGCUUGAUUUAUUUAGUAUUAACUCUUUUUGCUGCUUGCAAGCGGUGGAAAUGUUGGUCCAACUCUUGUGGUUUUAGCCUUAUGGCAUUACCCAAAAUUUUGUUUUUUGCUGCAUUCCUUCUACUUUUAUCAUUCUGGGUUGACCUGUGCCAUCAGGCAGAUGACGAAGAUGAGGAGGAUGAAGGUAGUUUUCAGGAAACUCUAUUGGAGAAGACAUUUAGCAAAACUAAUUCGUUGGACACUGAUAGGCCUAGAAGGUGCUUUCCUCGAAUUGUCCAUGUUGGAAGUCGCCAGAAAAUUGUGAUUCUGGUUACUCUGCUAGUUUUCACUAUAAUGAUCGCAUGUGCUGUGGUUAUCUGGAUUGGGAUGGGAAAAAAUCCCAUUGAUUCUGCUGUAGUAGCUCGGGUAUAUGUAGAUCUUUUUGCAGUAGUGACACUAUUAUUGGGAGGAGCAUUGGCAUGCUAUGGACUCCUAUUAUGCUUGAGAAUGAGACAAGUUAGAUCUGAGAGAGCCUCUUCUGAAAUGUGGAAGGUUGCAGGUUUAGCUGUCGUUUCUGUUCUAUGUUUCGCCUCAAGUGCUUUGGUGGCUCUAUUAACUGAUAUACCUGUGCUUUACCAUUGCUAUCAACAGCCAGUGAAUGGUGUUUAUACUGCUUUUUUGCUGAUUUUAUAUUAUUUUGUAGGUUCAUCAAUACCCUCAGCUUAUGUUUUAUGGGUCAUGAGAGAAUUACCACCCUCAAUACCAGCUAACACACGACAACGACAAGAAGAACCAACUACAUUAACUUUCCUUAGUGAUGAUUCCAAUGCCUUUGAUCCCAAUGCAUUACCACAUCCUCAUGGCUGGACUGCAGCAAUGAGCUUGGGGAACCAGGUGCAGGUAUCAAGAGCAAGUCCAAUAUAACUCUUCCUGUUUUUGCAAACUCUUGAAUAUACCGACGUACCUGCAUGCAAAGCAUGUUGCUGCCGUCCCAAACUUAUGAAGUGAGCCGAAGGCACUGAACUAUUAUCUCAGAUACCAACAGCUUGUGGCUAUGAGAUGAAGAGGGUGUUAUGCAUACUUGACAGGAAUUUUGUGUACAGCCAUAGGUAGCAUUGCCAUGGUUUUGACAGUUUAGGAUGU
Argentina anserina (silverweed cinquefoil) is the source of this 1332-nucleotide messenger RNA. Its product is annotated as tobamovirus multiplication protein 1-like. NCBI's taxonomy places the organism in Eukaryota, Viridiplantae, Streptophyta, Magnoliopsida, Rosales, Rosaceae. The transcript has 13 exons. The coding region runs from base 19 to 1113 and encodes 364 amino acids. The record is from RefSeq and is a predicted model, not a curated record.